UAAUAUUGUUGGUGUAGAAAAGCCUUCUCUGCUUCUCUGACCAGUCUGUGUUGUGUACCAAAGGGAAAGCGAAGAUCUUCUCUACAAGAUUUUCCAUGGGUAACCUUCUUUAUCUUAUGAUCAUCCCCUUCUUAUUGUUCCUUACAACUACCCAUGCAAAAUCAAAUCAUCAUUGUCCACCUUCUUCUUGUGAUAAUAUCAUCAACAUAACUAGUCCUUUCCGACUUAACACCGAUCCAAAACACUGUGGCUACUCCCCUUUUGAGCUUUCUUGCGAGAACAAUCUUACUGUUUUACACUUUAAGUCUGUCAAAUACUUUGUGAGGUCAAUCAAUUAUGCCAAUUACACCAUUAGAAUUGUGGACUCCAAUCUUAACAAAACCAAUUGCUGCUCUAUCCCAAAUAACAAUCUGGACAAAGAUUCGUUCAAUGGUUUCAUCUCUCACAGCUACUUGUUCACAAAUUUUUUGAAACUAACAAAGAAAAUAGUUUUGCUGAAAUGUGAGAGUCGAGUAAAUUCCUCUGAUUAUAUAGACACCGCUCCUUGCAACAUUGGUGGUUCUUUAGCCUCCCAAUAUUCUGAAACCAAAACUACUACUACUGAUCUUCAUGGUUCUUCUUCGUCUCCUUAUUAUUAUUAUGUGGUCGAUGGUGGCUUUAAGAUUUCUGAUAUGGCGAUUGGGUGCCGCACGGAGCGAAGGACCUUCGUAUUGAAUCAGACAGUGGUGAAUGGGAGGACUACUUCUUAUGUGGACAUUCACAACCAGCUUGCUUAUGGCUUUGAACUUUCCUGGCAGAACUCACUUCUCGCUGACGAUAGGGAUCGCUGCUUCAUCAACGAUUCCAACGAUUUGCGGUGUGAUUCGUGGGAUUCAGAAUUAUUAUGGACUUUCUUGGCCACAAUGAUCUGUUUAACAUUUGGGCUGGCAGCACAUGCAGGACUAAAAUUUAUAUUGGGGACUCCAUUUGUAGUUGCUUUUUUAAUCUAUAAAUGGCGAAGGCGUCAUUUAUCAAUGUAUAAUUCUAUUGAGGAGUUUCUUCAUACACAAAAUAACCUCAUUCCUAUAAGAUACUCAUUCAGAGAGAUAAAAAAGAUGACCCAAAAUUUCAAGAACAAAUUAGGUGAAGGAGGUUAUGGUUCUGUAUUCAAAGGAAAGCUUCGUAGUGGUCGUAUUGUUGCAGUUAAGAUAUUGAGUAAAUCCAAAGGAAAUGGGCAAGACUUUAUCAAUGAAAUUGCUACAAUUGGAAGAAUUCAUCAUGUUAAUGUUGUUCAUUUGAUAGGCUUUUGUGUCCACUCCUCAAAGCAUGCUCUUGUGUAUGAUUUCAUGGCUAAUGGAUCUUUGGAAAAAUAUAUAUUUUCUCAAGAAGGAGGAGUUAUCUCCUUAAGUUGCAAGCAAAUUUUUGAAAUUUCACUUGGCGUGGCACGUGGAAUUGAGUACAUGCACCAAGGAUGUUACAUGCAAAUUUUACACUUUGAUAUUAAACCCCACAACAUUCUCUUGGAUGAAAAUUUUAUUCCAAAAGUUUCUGAUUUUGGGUUAGCAAGAUUGUGCCCAUUAGAAAAUAAUAACUUGUCCCUAACUGCAGCAAGAGGAACCUUAGGAUACAUAGCACCAGAGCUAUUUUACAAAAAUAUUGGAGGAGUUUCUAAUAAAGCUGAUGUGUAUAGUUUUGGAAUGUUACUGAUGGAAAUGGCAGGUAAAAGAAAAAAUAUAGACGCACUUGCAGAAAAUACUAGCCAGAUUUACUUUCCUUCAUGGGCACAUGAUCAAUUAAGCCAUGGAAAAAAUGUAGACGUAGCAACAACAGAUAUAGAUGGGGAGAUUUCAAAAAUUAUAAAGAAGAUGAUUAUAGUAGCAUUAUGGUGUAUACAACUAAAGCCAAGCGAUCGCCCUACAAUGAACAAAGUCAUAGAAUUGCUUGAAGGAGAAAUUGAAUGUCUACAAAUGCCUCCUAAGCCUUCCUUAUGUGAACUAGAGAAGCCGAUUAAGCAUGUUCAAGAAACAUUGUAUUCAGUUCAGUCAACAAUACCAUCAUUAACACUCCCAAGAUAAGUUCAAAUCUACAUCCAAACGCUUGGCGUUUGCAGCCUUUGCACUUUUUUUGUUUUAAAUUUUUAUAGAUUUUGUUGGUUUUUUUCUUUUGCUAUGUCAAAAUAUUAUUGCAAGCUUGGAAGACAAAAAUCAAUUUUUUAUUGGUAAUUUGUGUGAAUAAAUAAUAGAUUGAGUAGUUAAAUUAAUAUUUCAAAUAGAAACAAUCAGUCAUAA
Molecule: messenger RNA, 2267 nt
Organism: Humulus lupulus (European hop)
Lineage: Eukaryota; Viridiplantae; Streptophyta; Magnoliopsida; Rosales; Cannabaceae
Product: rust resistance kinase Lr10-like
Exons: 4
Coding region: 96-2054 (652 amino acids)
Biological process (GO): protein phosphorylation
Molecular function (GO): protein kinase activity; ATP binding; polysaccharide binding
Source: RefSeq, a predicted model, not a curated record